Rubroshorea leprosula is the source of this 2336-nucleotide messenger RNA. NCBI's taxonomy places the organism in Eukaryota, Viridiplantae, Streptophyta, Magnoliopsida, Malvales, Dipterocarpaceae. The record is from the annotation of a GenBank genome assembly.
GGGACAGGCGCUGAGAUUUAAUCCUUUCAACAGACACCAACAAAAACCUAUUACAGUAGAGACGGAGAUCUCAUCUUCCACCACAAAAUUCUUCAUUCCAUUCCAGAAUUCUCAAAACCCCGUAAUCACCAUGCGUCCUUCAAGAUUCUUCCUUUUGACCCUCACGCUUUUUCUCCUACUCUCCUCUUCCAUUGCAUCAGAUCCCACAAGCAAUGACGCCCAAAAUGAUGAUUCUGAUGAUCUCGAACAACUUCUAGCCUUAGAUGAGCAGGAGGACCGAGAACAGGGGCAGGAACAAGAAGGGGGUGGUGGUGGUGGUGGUGGAAGGUUAUCAGAGGCAGAGGUGUUGGCUAAAGCACAGAGGAUAGUUCUUGAGCUUGAUAGUGAUAAUACCAAGAGGGUCAUUGAUGGGAAUGAGUAUGUGAUGGUUCUUGGGUAUGCUCCCUGGUGUGUGAGGAGUGCUGAGCUUAUGCCUCAGUUUGCUGAGGCUGCGAACUCCUUGAAGGAAUUGGGAAGUCCCCUUUUGAUGGCUAAACUUGAUGGUGACAGGUACCCUAAGGUGGCUUCCAUGCUUGAUGUAAAGGGGUUCCCUACUCUGCUUCUGUUUGUUAAUGGGACUUCUCAACCUUAUACUGGUGGAUUUACUGCGGAAGAAAUAGUGAUAUGGGCAAGGAAGAAAACUGGUGUGCCAGUCGUGAGACUGAACACAGUAAUUGAGGCAGAACAUUUUCUUAAGAAGUAUCAUAUGUUUGUGAUUGGUCUGUUCGAGAAAUUUGAGGGACCUGAUUAUGAAGAAUUUGUGAAGGCAGCAACCUCUGACAAUGAAAUCCAGUUUGUUGCAGUGAACAGCAUUGAGGUUGCAAAAGUUUUUUUCCCAGAUAUCAAAGCUAAUAACUUAUUCCUUGGGAUUGUUAAAAGUGAACCAGAGAGAUACACUUUAUAUGAAGGAAGCUUUGAGAUCGAUAAAAUAUUGCAGUUUCUGGAUUACAACAAGUUUCCACUGGUUACUAAAUUGACUGAAAUGAAUUCUGUCAGAGUACACUCCAGUCCUGUCAAACUACAGGUUUUUGUCUUUGCGAAAGCUGAUGACUUCAAGAAUCUUCUUGAGCCUCUUCAGGAUGUUGCAAGAAAGUUCAAAUCAAAGAUAAUGUUUAUAUAUAUAGACAUCGCAGAUGAAAACCAGGCUAAGCCCUUUUUGACUUUGUUUGGACUUGAGGAUUCAGAUAGCACUGUGGUGACAGCAUUUGAUAACAAAGUCAACUCAAAGUUCUUGUUGGAGUCUGACCCAACAACAAGUAAAAUUGAAGAUUUCUGCUCAGGACUUUUGCAGGGUACUUUGUCACCUUACUACAAAUCGCAGUCAAUACCCAAUAAUGAGAAUGCAAGUGUCCUGACCAUUGUUGGAAAGACAUUUGAUGACUUAGUCUUGAACAGCCCCAAAAAUGUUCUUUUAGAGGUGUACACGCCUUGGUGCGUCAAUUGUGAGACAACAAGCAAGCAAACGGAGAAGCUGGCUAAGCACUUUAAAGGUUUGGAUAACCUAGUCUUCGCUAAGAUAGAUGCUUCAGUUAAUGAACAUCCAAAACUUGUGGUGGAUGUGUACCCAACUCUCUUUUUUUACAAGGCUGGGGAUAAAGGCAACCCGAUCAAAUUUUCGACAAAAAUGAGUUCGAAAGACUUGGCAGGAUUGAUUAACAAACAUUUGAAAGGAAAAGAUCAAGUCAGCAAAGAUGAACUAUAGAAAGUACAAGACUAGAUGAACAAUAGAAAGUAUGAGACUAAGAGUGCCUGACAUUUUAAGAGAGAACACCAAGAAGGUAAGAAAGGCGAAAAGGAUUCAUUGCUGGAUUAAUUAAUCAGCAGAAUCCAGGAAGAAGCAAAUCCGAGUUCUUCCAUAUCAAGUUUCUUUGCCUUUAAUACACAUUUUAAAACUACAAUGAUUUUAAGUGGUGAUAAAUAAUAUAAUCAUUAAUUAGAAGAUUUGAGAAAAUUUGUUUUUCUGUAACUUGGUUCUAUUGAUUUGAGAAAGAUUAAUGGAUACAGUUGGCGAAGAAAAAAAUGGAUGCAGAAAAUGUUGUUCUUGAGAAGAGCUCUUCAAUGUUAUUUGGGAAAUAGUACGGAUAAGGACCCUCAACUUUCAAAGUUCCCAAACAUUUUUUGGUUCCUAAUUGAGUUCAACUUUAUAGGUUUCCUAUUCAAGUACUCAAAACUUAACAAUUUUACAAUUCAAGGCCUUGUUGUAAUAUUGAUGUGAGCUUCUUCUUUCUAUUGCAGUGGCUCACAAUUCUGUUAAAAUGGCUGAAGUCUCACAAUUUUAUUAAAAUAUCGCACAUUAA